UGUGUCAUGUGACCGGAUGUGGACGGAAACUGGAGCAGGAAAUCAGAGCCAGUGAAAGGGGAGGUGAAGUGAGGAAGCGGAGAGGCCGAGAAACGUUGUCAUCUCAUACCAAAUUGUACACUAUUUGGUAGAUGACUGUGACAGAAUGAGUGUGAAAGCUUUUGAACUUGUUCCCGCUGUGGAACGAGCGCUCUUGAUGGGAGACAAAGCCCGGAUAAACAUAGAAUGCAUCGAAUGCUGUGGCAAGAACCUGUACGUCGGCACCAAUGACUGUUUCGUUUACCACUUCCUGCUAGAGGAGAAGACCACGUCAAAAGAGAAGCUGACAUUUUCAGUCCAAAAGCAGCAGCACAAAUACCUGGGCCUAAAGAAGCCUGUCAGUGAGCUGAAGGCAGCUUCAGCCCUGAACAGGUUAAUUGUGCUGUGUGACAAUACCAUAAUGUUGGUCAACAUGCUGAACUUGGAUCCCGUUCAGUCCGGAGCUAAAAUCAAAGGUGUUGUCACUUUUACUGUGAAUGAAAACCCUGUGAAUGGGGACCCCUUCUGUGUAGAACUUGGCGUUAUUUCUGUCAAGAGAAGGACUAUACAGAUCUACAUGGUGUACGAGGAUCGAGUACAGAUAGUAAAGGAACUGUCAACUCCAGAGCAGCCCUCAGCAGUCAGUCUGGAUGGCUAUUUCCUUUGUUUAGCACUUACAACACAAUAUAUUAUUGUAAAUUACAGCACUGGAGCUUCCCAGGAUCUUUUCCCUUUUGACACUGAGGAGAAGAAACCCAUAGUAAAGAGGAUCGGUCGAGAGGAGUUUCUCUUAGCUGGACCUGGUGGUUUAGGAAUGUUUGCCACUGCAGCAGGGAUUUCCCAGCGUGCACCUGUUCACUGGUCUGAGAAUGUGAUUGGGGCAGCAAUCUGUUUUCCCUAUGUUGUGGCAUUGGAUGAGGGCUUUGUUACAGUGCAUAGCAUGUUGGACCAGCAGUUGAAACAGACCCUUCCUUUCAGGGAUGGACACAUAAUGCAGGAGUUUGAAGGGAAAGUUAUUUUAGCCACUAUGAAAGAGGUGUAUGUGCUGGUUCCAUUGCCUCUGGAAAGACAGAUCCAAGACCUCCUUGCCAGUCAAAGGGUGGAAGAAGCUAUUGUUUUGGCAGAGGGAGCUCAGAGGAACAUCCCAAAAGAGAAAUUUCUGGUGAUGUACAGAAGAAUUCUGCAGCAAGCGGGAUUUAUACAAUUUGGACAGCUUCAGUUUUUAGAAGCUAAAGACAAUUUCAGGAAAGGUCAGCUUGAUGUCCGGGAGCUCAUUUCUUUAUAUCCUUUGCUACUGUCUUCAACUUCAACGUUUACACGCUCACAUCCCCCGUUGCACGAGUUUGCAGAUCUGAACCAUCUCACCCAGGGGGACCAGGAGAAGAUCACCAAGUGCAAGAGGUUUCUGAUCAGCUACUUGAAAGAGAUCCGCAGCACGGAGGUUGCUAAAGAUUACAAGGAGGAUGUGGACACAGCGCUGCUGAAGCUGUACGCAGAAGCAAACCAUGAAAGCUUGUUGGAUUUGUUAGUUUCAGAGAACUUCUGCCUUCUUGUGGACAGUGCUCCGUGGCUUGAGAAACACAAAAAAUAUUUUGCACUAGGACUUCUCUAUCACUGUAAUGGUCAGGAUGAUGCUGCUGUGCAGUUGUGGGUGAGAAUAGUAAAGGGCGAACUUCAAGAUACUACCCGACCAGACCUGUAUGAGUAUGUGGUGGAUUUUCUUAGCUUCUGCUCAAGUCAGGAACUGGUCUGGAAAUAUGCAGACUGGGCCUUGCAGAAAAAUCAAAAGGUUGGUGUUCAGAUUUUCACAAGAAGGCCUGUGGAUGAAGAAAAGGCAGGCAAAUUGAAUCCAGAUGAUAUCAUCAAGUACCUGCACAAAUACUCCCAAGCUGUCACUCAGUACCUUGAGCACCUUGUGCUCGACAGAAAGAUUCAGAAAGAGAAGUUCCAUACUCACCUAGCAGUACUGUACCUUGAUGAAGUCUUGCAGCUACAUUCUCAAAGUGACCAACACUCUGAAGAGCUGAGCACAGCCAGAGCCAAACUGAGAAGCCUCCUUCAACAAUCCUGCCUAUAUAGGGUGCAACUGGUGCUAGGUAAAAUUAAAGACACAGAUCUUAACCUGGAGUGUGCCAUAUUGUACGGGAAGCUGGAAGAGCAUGACAAAGCCCUGCACAUCCUUGUUCACCAGCUGAAGGAUUUCCAGGCAGCAGAGGACUAUUGCUUAUGGAACUCAGAAGGCAGAGACUUGUCUUACAGGCAAAGACUAUUUCAUAUGCUGCUGGCAGUAUAUAUGGACCCUGCUGUCGAUAACGAUACAUUAGUAAUGGCUGCGGUAGACCUUUUAAAUAACCAUGCUGAAGUGUUUGACGCAGUCCGGGUUUUAAGACUUGUUCCGGGUAACUGGUCGAUACAGCUGCUCUGUCCAUUUCUGAGAGGAGCAAUGAGAGAAAGCAUGCAUUCUAAACGGAUGUCUCAAGUGGCCUUGGGAUUAGCAAAAUCAGAAAAUGCGAUUUACAAGCAUGAGAAGUUAAAAUAUAAAGGUCUAAUUAAUCUGUCUGAGAAAAAGGGCUGCCAGCUGUGUCACAACACUUUCAGCGAGCCUGAAUUUGUUUGUUAUCCCAACGGCAUUCUUGUGCACAUUCACUGCGCAGCGAAGAGGAACAGAGACUCUGCAAGUAAGCAGCACUUUACAAACCCCUCCAACCACACCUGAAAGACCCUAAUAAUGUCUCUGAACAUUCCCGCCCCCUUUAGAAAUGGAAACGGAAAGGGAAGAAAUACUGCUGCUGUCUGCAAAGAAAAGGCCCACAGUCUGGGGUAGCAGAUAGAAAAACUGUUUUAAGAUGUGAACUUUGAGCACUGGAAACUCAAAACUUUUAUAUACAGUAUGGACAAGUAUUGUAUAAACCAGAAGUUAUUUAUUUUGUGUUCUUGUCCAUAUAAACAGUGAAACUGAAUGACUGAACAAAGGGGGUUCAGUUUUCCCCCAACACUUUCCUUAAAAUUACACUGCAAAUAUUUACUUUUCUGUUAAAAGAAAAAACAGGGCUAAUUUCACCCCACCAUGUAUCCCCUCCACCUAAAUUGCCACCUUAAAGUAAGACAAGAGAACCUUACGAUACCGAUUUCACACUAGGCUUUAAUUUGGUAUUGAAGGUGUUCUUGGACUAGUUACUGUUUGUUUUCAAGGGAACAAGUUCACCUUGCUUCCAAAAUGAUCUCCAACCCGCACAGGAAGUUUCACUACCACUUAGUUACUGAAAGUAAAAGUGUGCAAUCCCUCAGUAAAUGUACUACUAAACAGUGGGCUGAUUUAACUUUCUUAAACAGCUUUAGAUCUAACGAAAUAGUUGAAAUAAUUAAAGGAAGGGUCCUUUUAUAAAAUUAAUUAAAAAAAAAAAACUAUCUCUGAGGGUGCCUGUGAAUCUCAUGAGUAUUUAGAAUCGCUCUUGUCUUUUAAAUGUUAGUAAAGUGCCAGGAUUGGUCCUACUUUUAUAAUUUGAUUGAUGGUAGUAUGAUCCACCAGCAUUUAGAUACAUUGAAUUGAUUCCAGUGUCUGCAUUGCACAUGUUUGUUCCUUGUUUCCUGUGUAAACAUUAUAGACACCCUUUCCACACUGUGUGGUUCUGGUGUAUUCAUGCACAGAUCAAAUCAAUUGGUGGCACAUUCAAAUUCAAUUGUCCGUUUUAAUGUUGUGUUUUUUUUUUUGUUUUGUUUUUUUGUACUGCACAGCAAAAUUUCACUUGGCUUCCGAAUGUGAAGUCAACAGUGAGGGAUUGGGCUUUUACUGGUCCAGGAGUGAAGACCAGAUUAUAGUUUGCUGAGUGAAAGGAUAUAUAUGGCGAGUAGUGCUGGGAUGAACAUGGUAUGUUCAUGUUUGGAUAUCCGUUCAAUAUUCGUUCAUUUGCAAAACGUCAAAGCCAUUAUAUGUAACACAGUAUUAAAGUUGAAAAAUCUCACAGAAGUAAGAAAAACCUUACUUUACCCUCAUGAUGAAUUAAAUCCCAAACAAAGGAUGCCAUACAGUAGUUAGUUAAAAAAAAUAUAUAUAUAUAUAUAUAUAUUGUGUGUAUUUCAGGUAAAAGCAAUGUAAUCCCUGCCAUUGUCAUGUCUUCGCAAUAAACAAUGUGACCAUAGACACGUUUCACAAAGUAAUAAAAUAUAUUUUUAACUUGAAUAAACACUUCAAAUAAAUAAAUGUGGAAAAGGGGGCAUUGUGCAAUGAAAAAAGACAGUAUUUGCUCACUGUUUUUAUGUCUCUUUUAUUACAUUCCACAUAACAAAAACUAGGAUUAUAUCAUUUUUUUUUGCAAGUUGGAGUGACGUACCUGACUUGUGUCAUAUUGCAGACAGAAACGGACCCCGAAUGACUCGCUUCCUGUAUCUGAAGCAGCACUGGCAACUUCACUUGUAUGUAGCGAUGCAGCUAGUGUUGCGUGUGCAGCCUAAUCUGGACUCUGUUUAAAAUACUAGGGACGUUUUUUAGCAGCCAGAAGUAGAUAGGGGACCAAAAUUGGCUCACACAGACUAGAGCUGUUUUCCCUCUUGUAAUUUAGAAACUGUCAUGUAAAUUCUGGCAAGGUGGUAAAUCUGUACAAGGCCAAAGACAUUGUGAUACAUAUUUCUUAUUUCUGUCACUGUGUUAUAUCUGACAGACACAGACAUUUUUUUGUUGUGUUUUGAAUACAUGUAAAAUAAUAAUAAUUGUUCUGAUACCGGUCUUUGUCCCAGCACUAAUGUCUCCUAGUCAAGUACUUCAACAAGUUUGUUUUUCAAUGUCUUUUUGCAUAGAGCUACCUUUCAAAUCUGUUGGUCCCACCUGUUCCUUUUUUACUAUUAAUUUGCUAACACUAAAGUGUUUGUCCAUUUAAGCAUCCAGGGAUUUUUUUGUUUUUUCACAUUAUCCUUUGAUGAUUACUUCAAGUGAAAUGUAAGAGCAACAUCAUAUCUUCCAAUUUGUGCCAUAUACUUGCAGGGUUUCAGUAGGACUAAGCAUUCAGUUUGACAUAUUAAGGUAGACAAAAGGUUGGACAAAGUUUCAGCUGUAGUGCUUGUCCUACCUUACCCAGCUAAGAACAUGUAACCCCCUCCAUGUGCACAUACACCUCAAUGAAGUUUCUUUAACUACUGAAUAUUUUAUGAUUGUUUGAAGCUGUAUGGGUAGAAUCAUGAAAACUAUUCCCAUUAUAUCUGAAAUCUCUUUGUGACAUAUUUAUACACUUUUAUAAGCACAUGAAACACUUAAGGCUCUUUUCUCAGAAAACAUUUGAUGAUUACAACUUUAUCUGACCCCCUCAUGGAGUUAUAACUGUAUACUGUUAUACUGUCUUACACCACUGUAUAAUAUCCGAUUCUUCUCUUUUUUUCAACACUACCUUACCCUCUAUACCCUUCAUUUAAAUCAGAACUGGUCUAUAUCAUGCCAAGCAUGGCACUAUCUUAUUUUGACGUGUUACACUUUGCAUCUUGUGCAGAGCUGAAUAUUUUAACUCUGGUUAUGAUGUCAGAACCAAAUGUAUUUAUUUAACCUGAAUAGAACCCUCAGAAGGGACUGGGUGGUAAAGAAGUUACAAUGAUUUUAGAUCUUUAUUAUCUUUUUGUUGUAAUGGAUUAUUGAACGUGUUUCCAAAAGGUUGAACCAGGCGUCAUUUUAAAAGGUGCAGUAUAACCUAUUUAACCAUUGAAUGUUUGUUCUCAGCUUGCUAACGUGAUUCAAUUUGAAUACUUUGUUAUAAAUGUAUAUUGUAUUGCAAACUGAUUGAAUACAUUAUCAAUAAUCCUGAUUGUCAAAAUAACAACAAUGUGUUUAUUUGACAAGUGAGAAGGGACAGACACUUCAAACACUGCAUACCCUAUCAAACAUGUUAUGUUGAGUCCACUGCUACAGCAGGGGUGAGAACCCUGAGCUGACCUUUUAAGAGCCACUUGUGCUGGUUCCAUUAUUGCAAGUGUAAUUCUUUGAUAUUUUAGGUAUUGGAAUAAUAAUAUAAAUUCAAAGACAAUAAACAAGCUUUGCUUCCUUGUCUCAUAUACAUAUAUAUAUAUAUAUAUAUAUAUAUAUAUAUAUAUAUAUAUAUAUAUAUAUAUAUAUAUAUAUAUAUAUAUAUAUAUAUAUAUAUAGACUGGAGAGGAGGGCUAUAGUAGGAAAUUGGGAAGACAAUUGUUACCGACGGGGCUAUGAUGCCCGAACCUGCAGGCUGAGGGCAUUGCACCCUGGAGGUAACAAUCAUCAUCCCGAGGGACAUUUCAUUUUUCACUGUGGCUGAGUCUGCAGUACAUAUUUAAUUUAUGAAUCAGUCAAGAAAAUAAGUGAAGCAAGAUUGGAUAGUAAAUAUGACUUUUAUAUAUUUUUAAAUAUAGCUGAUUCAGCAUAAGUUAAUAAAUAAAUAACAGUAAAUGUUUUUGAAGUUCAUAUCGUAUAGUUAGCAAAAUUUUUCUCCGACAAUCACAUGACAGACCGAGACUAUUGACCGGUGGUGUAAACAUGUUAGGGCAGUGGUUGAAUCUAUUUAUUUUUUUUCCUAUGAUGAGGUUUGAACCCAUCACAGGCCAGGAUAGUAAGAGUCAAGGGAAGCACAUUUGUGUCAGGUAUUCAUUGUGUUACAUGGUAGGUUAAAUUGUACAGAAAUUAUGUACAAUAGACACACACAAGUUAAACUAAACACAUAAGUGGUCAGAUCAGACAUGCAAGUUGUAUUCAAUCAAUAUCAGAUCCUGCAAUGUGGAAUUAAUUUACUAACAGCUGUAACCUGCAAGCCUUUCACUCUGUUCUGGUUUGUAUGUACAAGUCAUAAUGCAGAAGUAACUUUCAGAUUUUCAUUUCUUCCAUUAAAAUUACAAAAUAUGAUGACCUUGAGUAGAUCAGUGGGUAAUGCAUACAGCAUAAUACAUGGGCUGCAACAAUUUACAAAAAACAUUAUUGUGAAACCACAACCCCAAAGCUCAAACUUGGAUUUAUUUCCAUGGCAUUAUGUUAGAAUACAUGGAUUGUUCUCUAAAUAAAGAAGGAGAAAAGCAAACUUUGAAUUAAAGAGUAUAAAUAUUGAAUGAAAAAGUUUAAGUGAGAUGUACAGCAAUAUUUUAAUAUAUAUUUGAUGAAAUAGUUUUUGUGACAGCACUACGUAUUUCAUUAUUUAACAGGAAAGUUAAAUUCACAGUUCUGAAAAAGUAAUGGUUCACUCUUCAAACAUAAGAACAGUGAACUACGACUGUGAUGUCAGAAUAAUGAAUUAUAGCAUUAAUCGGGCUGCAGUUAUCCAUUGCUUAUGCAUGACAAUUGAAGCCUAAACAGCUGUCCAUCUUUUUAUGUUUAUUUGGUUAAUAAAUGCAUAUGCAAGCCCAUUUAUUGUAAACUAACCGCUUAUAAAAAAAAUGACAUUAAUAACUGUUCCUAGAAAUGUAUCUACUCCAAAUACUAUGUGUAUCCAGUUUUGAAAAAUCUGCUUCUGGAAGGUAUUUUCAGUGUCUUUAUGGGGCAGUAGAUCAAUAUAGUGUAAGUUGAAACCACCUUUAAAAUAUGUAUUGGGGAAAUUUGACUAUUUUUAAGGCACUGUUUUAUAUAGCAUGUAUUUUUAGGUACAAGUAUACAAGUAAAUAGUCCAUUCUCAAAACAACAAAGGUAUUUUUUUUCUGUGUUUUGACAAAUUGUCAUUUUAAUGAAUUCAUUUUUAAAACUGUAGAACGACAGUGGCUAUUUCAUUCAAAUUACCAAAAGAUAUGUGACUCAUUAACCAUUAAUUUGCCAAGCCAUGAUUCUUUGAAUUCUUGUCUUAAUUUACACAAAAUAACCUUUCUUCUUCAGUGAUUAUUUACCAUUGUUCACUGUAGAAAGAUCCCCUAAUGAAACAUAAACCAAAGUUAAGCUUUUUUUUUUUUUUUUUUUUUUACACUCCUGCUCGCUAUUCUUGUGUGGUUUUAUACAGGGUAAACUGGAAUGUGUAUUUCAGUCCAAACCAUGUUCUUAAUAAUAUCAGUGCUUUAAAAAUGACUUCCAAUUGGCUUGCUAAUACACUACUUACAGUUCCAUUGUUUUAUAUGUUGCAAUCUUUAUACCUGCUAAACAAUAUAUAUAUAUAUAUAUAUAUA
Molecule: messenger RNA, 8106 nt
Organism: Acipenser ruthenus (sterlet)
Lineage: Eukaryota; Metazoa; Chordata; Actinopteri; Acipenseriformes; Acipenseridae
Product: transforming growth factor-beta receptor-associated protein 1-like
Exons: 12
Coding region: 146-2734 (862 amino acids)
Biological process (GO): intracellular protein transport; autophagy; vesicle-mediated transport
Cellular component (GO): membrane; cytoplasm
Source: RefSeq, a predicted model, not a curated record